Messenger RNA from Symbiodinium natans, 1710 nucleotides. The record is from the annotation of a GenBank genome assembly. NCBI's taxonomy places the organism in Eukaryota, Dinophyceae, Suessiales, Symbiodiniaceae.
AUGGCCUCUCGUAUGGCAACGGCUGUCGUGAUGCUGCAGCUGCACCGCUUUGUGCAGCCGCAGAACCUUCGCAAGGGGGCUCCUAGCAUACUCCUGCUGGCGAUCCUCUUGCGGGCAGCGGCAAAGCUAUGCAUCUCCCGCCGAAAGAAGGCCGUGCUGGGCGGCGAGGCUCCGUCUCCGCUUAGUGACAUCGGCGAACUUGAGCACCUGGAGGACGAAGAGGCGGAGGCGGGAGCUGUGCUGCUGCAGGCCACGCCUCCGGCCUGUGCGUCAUGUGGCAUCAAUGGCAGUGGCCACAACAGCACUGUCUGGGGAGGUUCCACCUUUGUAACUAAGCUGGGCAUCUUCUUCGUCCUCAUUGUCUUCUACACGAUGGCCUCCUACUACGCCGGCAUCAUCACCGCGCCUCUGACGGAAGCGGCCUUGAACAAUCCCUGGGUGACCGGUCUCAGCCUGGAGACGUUUAACAACAAUUGGUUGCCCCACUACGACUCCAAGACGAACUUCGGCGUGGUGCUCAGCGUCUUCUUCCCUUGCUUCACCGGUAUUCUCAGUGGUGCGAACCGCGCCGACAUUCUCCAGGACCCACCGAAGAACAUCAAGGAUGGCACCUUUGGGGCCAUCAUCUUCAGCUUCUUCAUGUACUCGUCCUUCUUCAUUCUUUGGGGAUGUGUGGCCGACUACCGCUACCUGCAGGGUAAGGAGUACUAUGCUGGUUCACCGGACGACGAACCCCACGGCGACGACCACCACCGCCGCCUGGCCGGUGGGGCGGCUGGCGCCCACCUUGUUGAGGAGAUCGUGUGGAAUCCCUUCCCGCACUCCGCACAGAUCGGCAUCAUCAUCUCGUCGUUGAGCCAGGCCCUACAGUGCCUCAUCGUUGCGCCGCGACUGCUUCAAAACAUCGCCAAGGACAAGAUCCUGGGCAUUUUCGACCGCAUUGCCCCGCUCUCCAAGCACGGCGAGCCGGUGCGAGCCCUUGCUUGCACCUACGUCUUCGGAGCCCUCUUGGUCCUGAUCGGAGAGGUCAAUGCCGUGGCGCCGUUACUGACUAUGUGCUUCCUGGUGGCCUACACCUUUAUGAACUUCUCCUGCUUCGUGCUCACCUGGGUGCGAUCGCCUGGCUUCCGCCCGGCAGGAAUGUCGCGCAAGCGCUGGCGGUGCUGGUACAUGUUCACCGGCCUCCUGGGCUCGGUCGUGUGUCUUUCCAUCAUGGUCCUCGUCAGCCAGUAUUGGGCGGUGGGCGUGCUGUUCGUGAGCUUCUGCCUCUACCUCUACAUCAACUGGCGCCUGGAGCAGCGAGAGUGGGGAAGUGCCUUGGAUGGCAUUCGCUUCCAGCUGGCCCUCAACUCGCUGAUCCAGCUGGAGGAGCGUGGACAUGCGGCCGUGAAUUGGCAGCCCCAAGUGCUGAUCCUCUACCGGAUCCACCUCUCAGAGGAGCUGAAGGGCAUCAAGCACCACGAGAUCCUUCGGUUUUAUUCCCACCUGAAGAAGGGGAAUGGCUUCGCUGUGGUGGCCUGCGUGCUGGAGUCUAAGACCCGAGAUGAGCAUGCGCUGCACAAAGCCGGCAUCGAGAAGGAUGUGAUCAAGAGCAAGCACGCAAGCCGAGGCAUCAUGAAGGAGGAAGGGAUCCAGGGCUUUGCCGAGUGCGUCGUUGCCCCUUCCUGGUCAGAGGGCGUGUGCCCUGGCUGCCCGUUGUUCCCGAAGUAG